Molecule: messenger RNA, 366 nt
Organism: Ramularia collo-cygni
Lineage: Eukaryota; Fungi; Ascomycota; Dothideomycetes; Mycosphaerellales; Mycosphaerellaceae
Product: related to BUD20 Protein involved in bud-site selection
Exons: 1
Coding region: 1-366 (121 amino acids)
Molecular function (GO): nucleic acid binding; zinc ion binding
Source: RefSeq, a predicted model, not a curated record
AUGCCCGCCAUCCGAGGACCCAAGAGCAAGUCCAAGACUCGACGACACACGCGCGAUCUCGAUCAGGUGCACGCGGACACGCAGUCUGAGAAGCACCUACAACAAUACAAGGACACGAAGGCGCUAGAAGAUUUGCCAGGCUUUGGCCAAUUCUACUGCACCGAAUGCRCCAAGUGGUUCGAGUCCGAGCUGAACUUUGGCAAGCAUCUCAAAGGAAAGCCACACAAGAAGCGCGUAAAGCAAAUGAAGGAAGAACCRUACAGUCAGAAGGAGGCUGAGGCUGCUGUGGGUUUGACUACCAACAAUGGACGAAAGACGGCGGAAGCGGACAUGAUUGAUGCUUCAGAGGAUGAAGAUGUGAUCUGA